ACACACAACUCCCUCAGCAUGUACGGAGGCGGUGUCCUGUGCCCGUCGCCUUCGACGGCGACCGGGUUCUACAAUCCGCGCGGUCAGGGAUCGGAAAUCGGUGCCCUAGAGCUGGGAUUCCCCCGGGGGAUGGCUCUGGUGCCUCCACCGCCGCACGGUGCUUGGCGAGAUCCAACCUCACUUGGAUCGCACCUUCCAGUGUCCAGCACCAGCGAGGACAUCACAACCCUCGGCGGUAGCGCUCCGUCGAACGUUUCGUCAAUGCAAUCCAACACUUCGGUAGACAAGAAAGAUUUCAUAUCGUCCUCGGUAUCCGGUACCGGAUCGCAGCACAACGCUAGCAGUUUAGCGGUUUCUCAACACUCUUCCGUCGAGAAGAAGGAGUUCUUGUCAUUGCAGCAAAGCACCACUCCGGGAUCUCAGAGUAUGAACUCUCAGAACGGAAGCCAACAGGACAUCAAAAAUCAAAACAUCGAAUGUGUCGUCUGUGGCGAUAAAAGUUCCGGCAAACACUACGGACAAUUCACAUGUGAAGGUUGCAAAUCAUUCUUCAAACGAUCGGUUCGGAGAAACCUGACCUAUUCGUGUCGCGGAAACCGAAACUGUCCGAUCGACCAGCACCACCGGAAUCAGUGUCAAUUCUGUCGUCUACGAAAGUGCCUCAAAAUGGGAAUGCGACGCGAAGCUGUGCAACGAGGUCGCGUUCCGCCGUCGCAACCUCCAGGGCUCCCGUACGGUCAGUACUCGAUACCAAACGGUGAUGCCGUCGCCGGAUUCAAUGGGCACUCGUACCUUAGUUCCUACAUCUCGUUACUGCUCCGAGCGGAACCAUACCCCACCUCUCGGUACGGGCAGUGCAUGCAGACCAACAACAUUAUGGGCAUCGAUAAUAUCUGCGAACUGGCAGCCCGGUUAUUGUUCUCCGCCGUCGAGUGGGCCCGAAAUAUACCCUUCUUUCCGGAUCUCCAAGUGACCGACCAAGUUGCGUUGCUACGGCUAGUGUGGUCUGAACUGUUUGUGCUGAACGCCUCCCAGUGUUCGAUGCCGCUGCAUGUGGCGCCCCUGCUGGCAGCUGCCGGUCUACACGCAUCGCCUAUGGCCGCCGAUCGUGUGGUCGCGUUCAUGGACCACAUUCGGAUAUUCCAGGAACAGGUGGAAAAGCUGAAGGCGCUGCACGUAGACUCGGCCGAGUACUCCUGUCUAAAAGCAAUAGUCCUAUUCACAACAGAUGCCUGCGGUCUGUCGGAUGUGGCCCACAUCGAAUCGCUGCAGGAAAAGUCCCAGUGCGCUCUGGAAGAGUACUGCCGGUCCCAGUAUCCCAACCAGCCCACCCGCUUCGGUAAACUGCUGCUAAGGUUACCCUCGCUGCGGACAGUUUCUUCGCAGGUGAUAGAGCAACUGUUCUUCGUUCGGUUAGUGGGUAAAACGCCAAUCGAAACGUUAAUCCGGGAUAUGCUACUGUCUGGUAGUAGUUUUUCUUGGCCUUACCUACCUUCGAUGUGACACACGGCUGUGUGGCGUCAAUUGACAACGACCUGAUCUUCACUGAUGAUGGGCGGCACGUCGUCCACGGUAGUGGCCGCAGCAGC
Molecule: messenger RNA, 1589 nt
Organism: Sabethes cyaneus
Lineage: Eukaryota; Metazoa; Arthropoda; Insecta; Diptera; Culicidae
Gene: svp
Product: nuclear receptor subfamily 2 group F member 1-B
Exons: 5
Coding region: 19-1503 (494 amino acids)
Biological process (GO): cell differentiation; regulation of transcription by RNA polymerase II; anatomical structure development
Molecular function (GO): nuclear receptor activity; zinc ion binding; RNA polymerase II cis-regulatory region sequence-specific DNA binding
Source: RefSeq, a predicted model, not a curated record